AUGGCGUGGGGCCCGACGCGGGUCAAGGUGGAUAUCCAGCGCUGCAGCACCGCAGUUCCGGCUCUGAUCUCUGCCAUCAAUGACGGCGGAGUGACGGUCAUCGCCCUGUGCUUGGAUGAGCGGCCAGAGCCCUUCCGGCGUGUUCCGGGGCUCCCGGCCUCGGCCUUGAAGCCUUGCGAGCCUUGCGAGUCUGUGGAGCUUGGCGAUGCCUUCCUGCAGCGUCUGAGAGCCCUUCCUGGCUCCACCGACCCGGCCAUUGCGGGAGCACAGGAAGCCUUGCUCCGCUGCGCCAAGGAGACGCCUUCGUCGUCGCAAAGCCAGCUCCUCUUGGACGCCUUGCUCGGGGCGGAGCGUGCCAUGGCCGCCUUGCGCAGCAAGCUGCGCCGCUGGGCCAGCGAGCCGCCCAAGCCACGUGUGGUGCGGGAAGCGCCGCAAGUGCCGCUGCAUGUCGGCGGUGACCAGACUCCACCAAGGAGGAGGCCCGCCACCUGCCUAGCAGCGCCGUCAACACCGCCGAAGGAGGCCAAGAAGAGGGGCUGCCUCGCAGUCGAACGCGGCCGCGGCGGGAGUGCCCCGUCGACGCCUCCGAAAGAGAAAAGGUUUCACAGCUCCCGAGCCGACUCUCGAGAGCUGCAGGCGGCGGUGAGCAAGCACCUGAUACGACACGGGCUACAAAUGCGAAAGGCUGACCUGCUCCAAGACUUGGCAAAAAGCUUUCAGAUUGACGUGAGAGACAUCGAAGAGAGCUUGGCGAGCCUGGACUGCCUGAACAAGGUCAUGAUCUGUGACGGGUGUUCAGGAUACGUCAGCAAGCGCCAGUGGAUCGUGCGUGCUGCUCAGCAGAGCUGCAAGACUAGCUACGUUGGCUUGUCAGAGCAUCCGUUGAAAGUCGAGCUCUCUCCUGGUGGUGGCCGCAUGGAGCUCAAAAAGACAUCGCGUGCCCUCCUGGGCAGCGCCUUCCUGCUCUCCACAACCUUCGUGACCCCCGAGACUGCGCUCCGUGGCACCGAUGCUGCCCUGGUUGCAGCGGGCGUGGCCUCGAUCCCCGAGGCAGCACACGCGCGGCUGCCGGAAGAGUUCGUGAUUUUCGCUCCCAUCGUGGACGUGCUGCCCAUCCUGCCGCACCGGCAUCGCAAGACUUCCAUUGAUCUGAAGAAGUCGAAGUCGGUGAUCAAAAACCAAUGCAUGCUUGCAAGGUCUGAGUUUUUCAGCCAGAGCUCGGAGAAGUUUUUGCAGGAGUUGUCCACGCUUCUGGAGGUCGAUUUAUUCCUGCCAGAGCAGGAAAUUAUCAAAGCAGGCGACGACGGGGACAGGAUGUAUUUUCUUAACUGGGGUUCAGUGGAAGUCAUCCUUGGUGAGAAAGUGGUUGGCGUGUUGGAGAGCGGCCAAGUUUUUGGUGAGAUGGCCUUGUUCGGAAAUCGCAAGCGCACAUGUACAGUCCGAGCGCUGGACACAUGCGACUGCCGUAGUGUCAAUCAACACAGCUUCCAGCGGCUACUGCUGGCCUAUCCGAAGGAACGUGAACGCUUUGAGAAGCUCGUGGAGGACCGAAUGCAGGAAACUUCCCGGGUGAAGCAGGACCUGAAGCGGGAGCGCGAUGAUCGCAAGUCUGUGGCUCCGGCGGAGUGCAGGCUUCGUUCCAUAACUUUGCGAAGUUUGUCUGUGAUUGCCAAGAUGGGGGUGAGAGGCCAAAACGAACCCGACCAGCGACAGAUGGGGAGGUGUCUGCAGUGCAUGGGCCUGACGACAGAUCUGAACAGCAACAGGUCCAGCCUUGCGCCUUUGAGUGCAGACUCCGACCAUCACGGCCCAGCCGGGCCUUCCGAGAUAGCGGUGACGAAACCGAAGGCUGCGGCACCGGUGUCGCUCCGUUUGCCCUCCAUAGGGGAGCUGAGCAAUGGUUCUCGAACAAGUGAAGCAGAUGGGACAGAUCCGGCUGUUCCGUCUUUCGGUGGUGAGGGGACGACAGAGCGUACCGAUAUGUUGCUACCUCCCAUUCGGCUCCUCUUCACGGGUAGCAGCACUGACCUUCGUCCCACCUUCGGGCCCGUCUCUUGCGAGGAGUACGAGGAUGAGGAUGGUUUGGAUGGUUCUGAAGGCAUCAACCUGGACAUUCGGGAUGAUGCCGGUUCGGCGGAAGAAGUUCGCCGCAUCUUCCUAAGACAGUACGCAGACAUGCUGCAGGAUGCGCAUGCACCAGUUGGUCCAGACGGAGGCUACAACUUGCGAGUCUUCAUAGGGCCGAUCUCCCGCGAGCUUUCGGAGGUCGCGGCGAAUCUCACCUCUUCCCAUAGUGUUCCGAUCCUCCUUCCUUUCGUUUCGCUUCCUGAGAAGCAACGCACUCAAGGACACGGACGCACUCUGAUCAACUCCUUGGAAGUCCCGCCAGAGCUUUUCAUGAGACGUCCGCUCCAAACCCUCCAUGCACGAGGAGCCAAGACGGUGGCGAUUUGGGAAAGCGCUGAGCCAUACCUUGCGGCAAUGUGCCAGGGCGCUGCCAGUGCAGCCACCGCCAUGGGGAUGACCUUGGUGUAUCGACAUCGCAGCUCUGCCAUUGACAACGUCAUCGAGGACAUGAGGCUACUGGCAGCAGAAGGUCCUGAUGUCUUCGUGGUUUGUGCAGAGUACAAGCAGGGUGUGGAGCUCAUGAUGUCUAUCGACUUCUUGCAUUUCAGCCCGCAGGCCAUCCUGAUGUGGGACUCGGCGACCCCAGAGUUUUCGGAGGCGCUUCUGGUUGCCGGUGCUCUGAACAUCGUGGCCAUGUACUAUUCAAGCCUGCGACACCUCCGUGACCAGAGAAGCCUUCGCCGCUGCAUACCAGAGACUGUGAAGCUUGCGGAUGAGCUGGAGGAAAUUCUCUUCGCGAAUUCGGUUGCGCCGGCUUUCAGACAAGUAAACACGGAAAUACAGCUCUUGCUGCUGGAGUGCGAUGCCACCAGGGACUCAUUCUACCAGCUGCUGUGUUUCAACAGCCAGGGCUUCCUGGUAUCCUCGAUAAUGGGCGUCUCCCAACUCGUUGCCGUGAAUGUCAGCGAUGACGGGCGACGAUUGUCGGGGCUCGAGAUUUGCUAUGAGAUGCAGGGUAACCCGCAGCCGCCGCGAGCCGACAACAUCAGACCCGACGCGCUCUUGGCCUACACUCGGCUGACACCGCAACUGCUCGAGGUGUAUCAGAUCUCCCAGGCCCAAGUGGAAGUGCGUUUCGUGUUGACGGUGGAUGCAUAUCCGAGACCUGCGGAAGAUUCACGAUUGCUGAUGCGAUAUCCCUGUGAGGACGGCUUCGAGGUGGUGACUUCAGCCCUGUUCAAGAUGCUGGCGAACAUUGCGGACAACACCACAGGACAGGGGCCCAGCACUCCGUGCACUCCAUGCCUGGACGGGAGCUCGCGAGAUUCGCGCAGCCCCAGAUGCACUGCCUGCCCAGCGGGAACGCAAGCGACAUCGCAAGGCCAGUCGGAGUGCAAGGACUGCCUGCAGGGAGCUGUUUGCGAUCCUGCAAACAGCACAUUGGUAGUUGCACCGGACUACUACUACUUUCACGGCCUUCUCUUCGCUUGCACUGUGAAGGGCCGCUGUCUAGGAGGCAACCUUUGCGCGGGCAACAGUUCGGGUGCCCUUUGCUUGCAAUGCCAGCCAGGUUUGGUUUUGGAUCCAGACAGUACCGAGCCAGAUCCCUGCCGGCCCUGUGGAGAUCAGUGGAGAGACACCUGGCACGGACUCAUCAUCGGAAUGUGUGUGUAUCUGGUGGCCUUUGCGUGGCUGCUGGUAUCACAUAAGAAUGCGUGCAAAUCACUUUCAGCAACGUCUGCAUCAACCCUGAGAUCAUUGGUGAACUACUUCCAGUUCACAGCGAUCACCGCGAAGAUCAUGACGCCCGAGUAUAUGGAUGACUUCCUGCCCAACACACAGGGCUAUUUCCGAGUCGUUGCCGCAUUGGUCUUGGAUCCAAUCGAAGAAAUUCCCGUGAGCUGCUUCAUCCCUAUGUGGAAGCCAUACCAGGUGAAGGUCCUGAUCGGCUUUUGCAUCCUCCCGCUCACGCUUUUGGCUUCUGUGGUAUUGUUGUUUGCCUGGGAGUUCAUUCUAGCUCCAUUACUGUUUCAGAGCUGCAGCCGGGAGGACUCGCCCGACCUGUCCGAGGAGGAAAAGCUUGGUGCUUUGCGUGGCCAGCGCACUCAUCAAACUACAGGCAGGUCCGUCCACCACACACGCAGUGUCGAGUUCCACCGAUCCCGGGCCAGACCAACUUUGAGAAGGCUUCUGGCAAAGCUGUCUGAGGCAUCUAUGAUCUGGUGUCACUUGUUGUUGCCCAUGUCCGUCUACAACAUGCUCGGUGCUGUUCUAUGCCUGGACCCGCAGGUCGCUGCCGUUACGGUCGUCGACUACCCGCGGCCUGUGAAUGUUCUGCUGUCGAACUUCGGCCUGACAUGUGACGAUCCCUCGCAUCAACCGUGGCUGAUUCUCGCAGUCGUAGGAUUGGCAGCCUAUGGCUUGGCGAUUCCGUGUGGCUGGCUCUUUAUCGUGCGAGCCACGUACAGCGAGAGCUGGCUGUCGGAGAGGGCAGUGGGAUACUUUUUGCACGGCGCAAGGCCAGCAUAUCUGUAUACCGGCCUCCUCACACUGAUGGUGACUGAUUCAGCCGCCAUCCUGUCAGCAAUCUUGACUUUGGGCCGCUUCCUGCGUCUCCAAGGUCUUCUCGGCGUGUACUGCAUCGCCUGCUUGGUCUUGAGUUGGACAAGGCCUUACGACAAACGAGACAAUUCAGUGUUGCUGAGGCUGGAAGUGACCGGCAUUGCCUGCCAGCUGUUGGCCGUUGCGAACAUCAUGAUCGGCGCACCCUGGGGUUCCAGUGGCGUCUUCGCCCAGUUCUCUGUGCUCAUCGAAGCUUUGCAGAUACCUGCAAACCUCUACUUCUUCUUUGUGGUGCUAUGGUCUCUGAUCAACAAUGCAGUGAUCAAGAGUAUCCGGUACGCGCCAGACGCAGAAGGUCUCCUUCGGCCUUUGCAAUGGCUGCAUGCAUUCUUGGACAUGCAGUCGGACAAGGUUGUCUACGACGUCCACACGCAAGAGCUUGACAUAUCGGGCCUUUCCAGAAGCUCCCGACGCUCUUUGAGAGCUGCUCUGAGUGAUGCGAUGGAGCGCUACUUUGAGGCUGCUGCCCAGGGCCUGGUGCCUUGGAGCGAGGUCGGCGUCGAGAAUGAUUUUGAGCAAGUGGUCAUGGACGAGGAAGAAGGCUCCAAAGGACUUCUGUACAUCGGUUUCCUCUCGGCAGCCGUAAGGGAGAUGAUGCUCGAGGUGGAGCAGUCCCGGGCAGUCAGACACACAGCGCUGAGGAAGGCGUCCUCUUUGUAUCAGAUCCUGAGGAAGCUCUUCGAGAGUGCGUCGAAGGCGGGGGCCGACACUGCCGCCGAUGCCGAAACCGACUCGGACAUCGCUCGAGGCAUUUCUUUCUCAGAAGCGCGGGAAGAAAUCCUGAAGAAGCCCAAGCUCUCGGCAACCACGGAGGAACUGUACAUGGCAGGCAUGCUCAUGAUGCGGAGUAUCGAGGAGGGCAACCCCGUGCUUUACAACAUGCAAAGUCAUCAGGGGCCAAGUGAGACCGUUAAAAAGCACCACGACGAUGUCGGCAAAGCCAUGCAAGAGUGGCAAGCUGACCAGCCGAUCGAAGCAUUCCUGGAAGAGUUGACAGUGACCACCAAACAGCCGGAGGAUGACGACGGCAGCCAUGCCGCAGAGUACUUCGAGGUCCCAGAAGUUGUCUGUGAAGAUCCGGCGGAUCAAGAUGACAACAGGAGCUAUGAGGAAGCCGAAGCAGAAAGCAUUCCUUCUGUCGGGAGAGAAGCUCUCCUUGCUCACACUUUAGGCCUACAGAGCGCAAAUUCGGCUCGAGCGGAGUACUCUGUGCUGCUCGCCGAACACGACCAAUGCUUCGCAGAGAUCUUUGAGCUGAAGGCAGAGAUCCAGGACUUGCGGCGUCGAAUGGUCGAGGCUCAGGCAGAGCUCCACGGUAUGGACCACGUGAUGUCCAGGGAGCAGAGCGCCGGGAGUGAGCAGCUUUCCCGACAAGGCGCAGACGCCCAAGCCAAGGAGGUGCAGCCGGGUCCUGGUGCCCGUCAAGCCAAGUCUACUCAGUCUACUCAAGGCCACCCUAGCGCAGCAAAGCAGAGACGAGACUCUCAAGCCGCCCCACGAAGCCCGAGACGUCCCACUGCGCACAACCACUAUGCCGGUUAUGCUGGUGAAGUUGUGGAAGCAGAGCAAGAUUCGGGUUCGGAGGAGCCAGAGACGCCCCCGCCAGAGUCCCGCAUGAAGCCGCGAUCAGAGUCCCGCAAGGACAAGCCUGUGGCAAAAAGCUUGCAGGCUUCAUUGGUUCCAUUGGCACAGGGAGGGGACAACUUGUGGGCGAGACCUGCGACCUGA
Molecule: messenger RNA, 6417 nt
Organism: Symbiodinium sp. CCMP2456
Lineage: Eukaryota; Dinophyceae; Suessiales; Symbiodiniaceae
Source: the annotation of a GenBank genome assembly